AUGUCCCUUCGCUCCGCUGUGUCAUGUCCAAAAGGGCGCCGCGGAGGCAACAUUGAACAUGCGGCCGGAGUGACGCAGGCGGCAGCGAUAUUGCGAGGAACCCACUUGGUAGCACGCCACAUUUCUCCUGCCGCCACAUCUUCAAUGUGUGGGAGUCGCGCCGGGUGCGUGGUCGUGGCCAAGCCCCACGACCGCUACCAGCCGCGACGGAUCCUGCGCGACCACCUGAACGACCCGUCCGCAAUCGCCAAUGUCCUGCGAUAUGCAACCUUACCCGUUAUGGGACGACUUGACCCAGAGCGCUACGCCGCCCUGACCCAGUCCGGGGGCGCCAAGGCCGAUGACCUGGCUCCCGACCAGUACCACGUGAUCCUGUUCUUGCCGGCCGCGUCCUCAGAGUUCCCGUCGGGCGGCCGGGAGCCGAGGGACGCCGCUCUGGACGCCGUGGGCCAGGUGGCGGCCGAGGUCGCGGGCCCCGACCUCACCUUUUCCUGGCUCUCUAUGUACGGCUGGACUGCAGGACGACCCGACCGCCAGGGACAUCUCGCGGUCCUACGGCCUAGACGAGCGCAGCGCGUCCUGGUCGCCGUGAACCUCCACGCCAAGACGGUCACCGUGUACCCUCACGCCGACCUGGCCCCUUCGUCUCUCCUGCCGUGGCUGCAGGAGGUCAGGGUGGGCGCCUUGGAGCACACCCUGACGCUGGCCGACAACGCCUGGGAGCCCAGUCUGGCAGGAAUCGACUACCUGCGGCUGUUGGAGGAGGACGCGGUGCGCGAGGCCGAGGACAACCUUAUCCUCGAGAUGGAGGCCGACCUCAGCACUCGAGCCUCUGCGGACGACGAGCUCCUGGACCCGCUGUUCGCCCACGAGGAACUGUGACUGGGACGUCAGCUGCUCGCCGAGUCUGACAGCAUCUGGUUGACGGCGGAAUGCUGUUGGAUUAUGCUAUAUUGAGUGCGUGGACUCUGUCUUUUCUUUCUUCCUCUUAUCCUCCUUGUUUUCCUCUUUUUUUGUUACUUCUGUUUGUUCUUCUCCACCUUCCUCCUCCUUCUCCUCCUUCUCUUCUUCUACUUCCCCCUCCUUUUCUU
Molecule: messenger RNA, 1091 nt
Organism: Penaeus vannamei (Pacific white shrimp)
Lineage: Eukaryota; Metazoa; Arthropoda; Malacostraca; Decapoda; Penaeidae
Source: RefSeq, a predicted model, not a curated record